Lates calcarifer (barramundi perch) is the source of this 932-nucleotide messenger RNA. RefSeq names its product CAAX prenyl protease 2. The record is from RefSeq and is a predicted model, not a curated record. Bases 167 to 829 code for a protein of 220 amino acids. Gene Ontology annotation, biological process: CAAX-box protein processing. Gene Ontology annotation, cellular component: endoplasmic reticulum membrane. The transcript has 7 exons. Gene Ontology annotation, molecular function: metalloendopeptidase activity. NCBI's taxonomy places the organism in Eukaryota, Metazoa, Chordata, Actinopteri, Centropomidae.
GUGUUGUGUCAUUCUUGUUUUGUGUGUUGCUGUGUUUCUUGCUAUCCUGUGACCUGUUUUAUAGCUGUUUUCUUUCCUCAGUUAUCACCAUCUACUCUGACAAAAUGACUGAAGUGUCAGUGCAUGGUGUCUGUCUGCACAGGUCGAUGUGUCUGUGUGGGAGUUGAUGGGACUUCGUAGGGAGGGUUUUGUUCCUGCACUCAUUUUGCCACUGCUGCUAACCAUGGUUUUUUAUCUUGGUCCCCUGAUUCAUUCUGCAAUGGACAACCCUGAUGGCUUCACUGUGGAGCUGCAGUCUGCACUGGAUGUUCAGUCGUGGAGGUUGUGUAUAGAGGAUGUAGUGUGGCUCAGGAACCAGGUGGUGGCGCCAGUGACGGAGGAGCUGGUGUUCAGAGGAGCCAUGCUGCCCAUGCUGGUGCCCUGCACAGGACCCACAGCUGCCAUCUUUACAGCCCCACUGUUCUUUGGUGUUGCUCAUUUUCACCAUAUCAUAGAGCAACGGCAACUUCACAAGGAUAGUAUGAGAGUCAUUCUUCUGGUGGCAGGAAUGCAGUUCUUGUACACAACUGUGUUUGGUGCCUAUACUGCCUUCAUAUUCAUGAGAACUGGUCACGUUGUGGGUCCGGUUUUGUGCCAUUCUUUCUGUAACAGCCAGGGCCUCCCUGACAUCAGCUCUGCCCUCCAACACCCUCAAAGCACAGCUCUGCUCUUCUCAUAUCUGAUGGGAGCCCUGCUGUUCCUGGUGCUGCUCUUCCCACUGACUGACCCCUUCUUCUACGGUGCCAUUCCCAUCUGCAGCUUGGCUCCCACUCCUGCGUCUGUAUGCUAGAUUAAAUUAAAUGAAAUACACUCCUGCUCUUAAAACUGUGGCUUUUUUAUAUUCUGUAUUUCAUUUUGUAUUAGGUUUUCAAAUAAAGUAUUUUUAUAAAGAG